AUGGCUUUUAUCGUGUGUUCAGCCUCUCACUUGCUGCUUCUAGUCCCAGGCGCAUCCUUAGACAAGACUAAAAGACCUCGAUUUGCGUCUCUCUCGCCCGUCCGCUUGUUUGUAUCCCACAGACUCGAGAAGAAACAGCGCGUCGAGGACGAAAGCGACCAGGAUGAAGGCGUCGAUAUCAAGGACCUUCUUGUCGACAACGAGUCCGACACCGUAGGUCGUGCAGACGACUUGACGCCAGCUGAGUUCGAGUACUACCUCACCAUCAAGGUGUGCCGACAGGAGAGGUUCUUCUACCCCUACCACGUGCUCCCAAGAAGUCAAGCUGAGGCAUACGGCUCGCUGGAAUUGGUGGGCUAUGACCGUACUUUACAUGCAACCGCCACGCCGAGGAAGCUCAUGUCUGCACCGAUGUUUUGGAUGAUCCACUACUUCUGCAACAAGGACCAGGCCCUCAAGACGCAACGAUCAUGA
Fusarium vanettenii 77-13-4 is the source of this 474-nucleotide messenger RNA. RefSeq lists its product as uncharacterized. NCBI's taxonomy places the organism in Eukaryota, Fungi, Ascomycota, Sordariomycetes, Hypocreales, Nectriaceae. The record is from RefSeq and is a predicted model, not a curated record. The transcript is spliced from 2 exons. The coding region runs from base 1 to 474 and encodes 157 amino acids.